AUGCACGGCUCUGGCACGUACAUCGAUCCGUUGGGUAGUCACUGCAGAAACAUCCAAGACUAUCAGAUACCGGAAGAUGCGAAGGUGGUCAGCAGCUAUUCGUAUCCUCAGCGUACCAGAAUGCACUUGAUGAGAGCUUGUGUCGCCUUCUACAUCGUUGGCCUUGGAUUUCUGUUCAUCUGCCUGUUCACAGGAAUCAGCGGAUGUUGGCGCAGAAGUGCCAUGCUGAUUCUGGUCACAGGGAUUUUGCUGCUGUUUUCAACUCUGUUUUUGGCUGGUUCAAUUGCGGUAUGGCACGGCGUAGAUUAUUUGCAGAAAGAAGUGAUUGGCAUCGACGCGAGCUUCGAAAGUAUUCGAAAACUUAUCAACGAUAACACGAUGAUCGGCUACGGAUGGUCUUACAUGAUUUCAUGGAUCGGAAUCGGCUUCAUUCUCAUAUCUUCCAUUCUUAUGCUAGCGGCAUAUCGAGCAAUAAGGGAAGAAGAACGUGACGAAUAUGACAAGAAACGAAUGCCCUACAUAAUGCCAAAUUAUUACGACAAAACGGCGAUGAUGCCGUACACGUACGCCAAUUACGGAUAUCCGUAUCCGACCUACGGCUACAGCGGGGCAUACGGCCCGCCCGGAAACAGCUAUUACGGCUACCUAACGUAUGCUAGAUAA
Molecule: messenger RNA, 663 nt
Organism: Soboliphyme baturini
Lineage: Eukaryota; Metazoa; Nematoda; Enoplea; Dioctophymatida; Soboliphymatidae
Source: the annotation of a GenBank genome assembly